Molecule: messenger RNA, 1038 nt
Organism: Hirsutella rhossiliensis
Lineage: Eukaryota; Fungi; Ascomycota; Sordariomycetes; Hypocreales; Ophiocordycipitaceae
Product: alpha/beta hydrolase family domain-containing protein
Exons: 4
Coding region: 1-1038 (345 amino acids)
Source: RefSeq, a predicted model, not a curated record
AUGACUACGACCCGCAACCAGGGCGACGACAUCAGGCACGAGGAAGAGGAGUGGCUGAAGCCGCCGGCCAGUUCGCUGGGGCUACAUCAGGUUUACCCCAAUCCAAACACACGAAGCAACCCAGACAUUGAUGUUGUCUUUGUGCACGGGUUAGGCGGCGACUCCAUCUCGACUUGGACCAAGGACAAGUCGCUCUGGAUCCGCGCGCUGCUCCCCAAGUCACCCCUGUACCAGAAUGCCCGCAUUCUGAGCUACGGCUACGACGCCCGCGCCUUCGUCCGACCCUUUGCUCACUCGGUCAAUGGCCGCGUCUUCACCUUCGCCGAGGCCCUGCUAGGCGACCUCCGGGACAAGCGCGUGACGGCAGCGGCGCGUGCCCGUCCCCUGAUCCUCAUGGGUCACUCGCUUGGGGGCAUCGUCAUCAAGUCGGCUCUUUUGCAGGCGUCUGCGCGCGAGGCAUUGUACGGAGACCUCCUCCGGGCCACCAAGGCCAUUGUGUUCUUCGGCACGCCCCAUCAAGGCGCGGGCACGGCCGAGUGGGCGUCAUUCCUCGGUGGUCUAGGCCAGGCCGUAGGGCUGCGUUCGACUGAGGUCGUUGGCGAGCUGAAGCGUUGGUCCCACACGCUCGUGGAGCAGACUACGCUCUUCGCCGACCUCUGGGAACGGUUCGACAUCACGACCUUUUACGAGACCAUGAAGACCAACGGCGUCAUGAUCGUCCCGGAUGGCGCGGCUAGGGUCGGGCAACGGAACGAGCAGGCUCGCAGACUUGUGGCGGACCACAUCCAGGUUUGCAAGUUUUCUGAGAACGACGCCAACUGGACGACGGUGCGUGGCCGGCUUGACGCCAUUGUCGAGGGGAUCAUGGAGGCGGAGGCGAUACAAAUGCAUGUUGUCCUACCUGACGCCCCUCUCCAGGAGCCGGCCCGUGCCCAGCUCCGCGGCAGCGAGGCCGACGAGUGGGAGGCGCGGGUGACGAAGCUCAAGCAGACGAAUGAGUCGCGAGGCAGCCAAUCAGGCAACGGUAGGAGCGGCUGA